UCUACCGCAUUGGAACAGCUUUCUCGCCCAUUUGUCAAGGGCAAGAAAGGGGGGUCAUAAAGCUACACUCCGCCUCCACACCCCCAGCACUGACUAACCUUCGGCGGGCACGGCAAGCAAGGACAAACAUCCUCUCCCCCCUUCGAAACCGACAAUGAAGCUGUACGUCGUCGUCGCGGCCCUUUCGGUCCUUUUGGUCGCUCUCGCCACCGUCACCAGUGGCGCUCCGGUUCCUUCUCCCAACCCUAUCCGUGACAACGCCGAGGCUGAUACGACGCCACUGACAAAGCGCGAGGUUCAAGAAGCCAGUCGCGCCGAAUUCCUACCCUUGGGAAAUCACUACAUCAAGAAGCGCGACGCAGACGAUGCUGCAAAGGCAGAUAGCAUCCCAUCCGGCAACCAGUACAUCAAGAAGCGUGACGUCGACAAUGCUGCAAAGGAAGACAGUGUGCCCAUGGGAAACACUUAUAUCAAGCGAGACGUCGACAAUACUGCCAAAGAAGACAGUGUCCCCAUGGGCAACACCUAUAUCAAGAAGGACGUCGACGAUGCGGCAAAGCAAUAUAGCGUCCCCAUGGGCAACACUUAUAUCAAGAAGGACGUUGAUGAUGCGGCAAAGCAAUAUAGUGUUCCAAUGGGCAACACCUACAUCAAGCGAUAAGAAGCCGACUGGAAGCUCAUCAAUAAUAAGUGGUUAAGCAGGAUUGUCUGCCGUCCCUCUCGAUGUUUUGGGGGUCUUUUCGAGGUCAUUGUCUCUUCCCUCUUUUCUCUCUCUCUCUACGACCACACACGACCACGUCCAUAAUGUGAAAUACAAAUCGAGGCUGAUCCCUCACAUGAUCUCAUUUGGAAG
Acaromyces ingoldii is the source of this 853-nucleotide messenger RNA. RefSeq lists its product as hypothetical. The record is from RefSeq and is a predicted model, not a curated record. NCBI's taxonomy places the organism in Eukaryota, Fungi, Basidiomycota, Exobasidiomycetes, Exobasidiales, Cryptobasidiaceae. The transcript is spliced from 3 exons. The coding region runs from base 155 to 661 and encodes 168 amino acids.